Umbelopsis ramanniana AG is the source of this 2387-nucleotide messenger RNA. RefSeq lists its product as uncharacterized. Gene Ontology annotation, biological process: transcription initiation at RNA polymerase II promoter. Bases 50 to 2305 code for a protein of 751 amino acids. Gene Ontology annotation, molecular function: RNA polymerase II general transcription initiation factor activity; protein binding. Gene Ontology annotation, cellular component: transcription factor TFIID complex. The transcript has 11 exons. NCBI's taxonomy places the organism in Eukaryota, Fungi, Mucoromycota, Umbelopsidomycetes, Umbelopsidales, Umbelopsidaceae. The record is from RefSeq and is a predicted model, not a curated record.
CAAACGCGCUCGUGAAAGGUUCAAUUCAUACAAGUGAUCGAUCGACCAAAUGUCCAAAUCACCUAGUCAGCCUGCAGAAGACGGUGUCAAAACGGAAUCGGACAUGUCCGGGCAGCAGCAAGUAUCCCAAUCACAGUCGGGUCAGAAUGCUACCACCAAUGGGCAACAGUCGGGCGGCACUCACUCAUCCCAAGAACUCGAUCAUAUUGUUGCACAAUAUUUGCAAAAGAAGGGUUAUCGACAGACAGAAGCCAUGCUUCGGCGAGAAGCUAGCUCCAAAACCAUUCCAUUGAGCGAAAUGUCCAGCCGAUUCCGACCACAGGACGAUCCCUCCAUGUCAGAUCAUGUCUUAUUCUAUUCCGAAGCAGAAGCCGGAAAUCCCGAUGCUUAUGACAUUAGUUACAAAAGUCUUCGAGGUUGGAUUGAAAACUCAUUAGAUUGGUACAAGCCCGAGCUACGAUCAGUCCUAUUUCCUGUCUUUGUACAUUCGUACCUCGACCUUAUUUCAAAGAAGUUGUAUGAGCAAGCAAAACACUUUAUGGAUACGUACAAGCACGACCAUCUUGAGCUCCAUACCCCCGACAUCAACCGACUAGCAACCAUCACCAACGAGAGUCAUGUACAGGAAAACGAGCUUGCUCAAAUAUAUCGUCAAAACAAAUACAUAAUGCGAAUGUCAUCCGUUCCUUUCGAACUCUUCCUCAAUUACCUUCAAGACAACAAGUUCAUGCUUCUACUUCGAAUAGUGAACCAAUACCUUAAUAUUCAAGUUGCACACGGUAAACUUCGAAAGAGCAAAGGCACAAUAGAAUCCGAUGAUGUUAUAGGAAUCGUUGGCCAUGCAGCGCAACAACUAGACGCAUUCAAUGAACAGGAAGUUCAGCUUGGAAAGCUACAAACUGACAAUAACUUUAAAGAGGAAGUCGAACAAGCUUUGAAGGAAGAAGAUGCCAAACGUGCUAGUGCCGACGUUGUCAUGAAUGGAGAGCCUUCUGUAUCCUUGCUAGAAACAUACAAAAAAGCUCAACAGGAAGUACCGAAUGGACCUGCAUUUGGUGACAUACCGAUGCCUCCGUACCGAGGUACUGAUGUACAGGCUGAAGUGCAAGCUAUCAAAGACAUUCAAAAACGUCUGGUUCUCAAUAGCACGUCACUACCUAGCGUAUGCUGUUAUACGUUCCAUAAUACACACGACAGUCUCAAUUGCAUAUCUAUGUCAGAGGAUAGCAGUCUUAUAGCAGGAGGAUUCUCAGAAUCGUAUGUGAAGAUCUGGAGUUUGAAAGGUGAAAAGUUGCGAUCUCUCAAGAACAAUAUUACUCCGGCCAAAGUUAAUGAUUACGCGGAUUUGAACGUCCAGAAGGAGAGACAUGGGUCAACGGUCAAGCGGCUUGUUGGUCAUUCAGGACCAGUUUAUGGCCUCAGCUUCAGCCAUGACAACAAGUACUUGUUGUCUUGCUCAGAAGACAAAACUGCUCGUCUUUGGAACACAGUAACAUUUAGCAAUGUUGUGGUUUACAAAGGUCACAAUUACCCGGUCUGGGAUGUAGAGUUUGGCCCAUACGGAUUCUAUUUCGCCACAGCAUCACACGAUCGAACGGCAAGACUAUGGAGCUGUGAUCACAUUCAUCCAUUGCGGAUAUUUGCUGGACAUUUAUCCGAUGUCGACACUGUCAAAUUCCAUCCCAACUCAAAAUAUUUGGUCACUGGCUCAAGUGACCGAACGGCCCGUCUUUGGGAUGUUCAAAAGGGUGCGUCAGUGCGUGUGUUUGCUGGCCACCAAGGUUCAGUUAAGACUGUGGCUGUUUCACCAGAUGGUAAAUUGAUGGCAUCAGCUGGCGAAGACAAAACCGUCAUGCUUUGGGAUCUUGGCUCCGGAAAGAGAAUGAAGACGAUGACUGGACAUACCGACUUUAUCUACUCCCUUGAUUUCAGCAGUGAUGGAAAUGUCUUGGUUUCGGGUAGUGCGGAUUGUACAGUACGAGUUUGGGAUGUCAAGAGAGAUACCCCAUACGCUCUUUCUGUCAAAGAUAUGGACGGCGUAGAUAGAAGCAAUGUCAGUUCGGAUUCGUUGGCCAAGCGCAUGAAAAUGGAUAAAGACGCCAAACUGAAUGGCAAAGAUAAGCCGGUCAAGAAGGAUGAUAAAGUGAAAGACGGUGAUGACAGCAAGAAGUCUGUGACUGAGAGCAAAGACCACCUUGCUUCAUUCCCUACUAAGCAGACUCCGAUUUACAAAGUUCAAUUCACAAAACGCAAUUUGUGUCUUGCUGCUGGAGCUUUCACGCCGGUAUCAGGCGCCGAUAUAUAGGUGCUGCUAUAGACUCAGGUUUUGGAAGGAGUUUUGCAAAUUGAAUUACAAUGUCUUUUUUUUAUAUAUUGACAAAAAAAAA